Messenger RNA from Schizophyllum commune H4-8, 805 nucleotides. RefSeq lists its product as uncharacterized. The record is from RefSeq and is a predicted model, not a curated record. The transcript is spliced from 11 exons. Bases 1 to 747 code for a protein of 248 amino acids. NCBI's taxonomy places the organism in Eukaryota, Fungi, Basidiomycota, Agaricomycetes, Agaricales, Schizophyllaceae.
AUGCUCUCUCAUUCCCUUACCCUCCUGGCUGCCGCCGCAUCCGUCGCCGCGCACGGCUACGUGCAAGAGAUCGUCGACUCGGCGGGGACGGUCUACACUGGAUAUCUUCCGUACCAGGACCCGUACAUGAACCCUACGCCGGAGCGCAUCGUUCGCAAGAUUCCGGGCAAUGGUCCCGUCACGGAUCUGUCGCUCAUCGACGUUCAGUGCAACGGCUACACUGAGGGUGGCCAAGCGGGCUCUGCUCCGGCGCCAAUUUACGCGACCGUCGAGUCGGGCUCCGAGCUUCACCUGAACUGGACGACGUGGCCAGAGUCCCACAUGGGGCCAAUUAUCACCUACAUGGCCCGCGCGCCCAGCGACAUCACUGCCUGGGAGCCUGGCACUGACGCUGUUUGGUUCAAGGUCGACGAGCUCGGCAAGACAUCGGACGGCAAGUGGGCUGCAACAGAUAUCCUCUCCGAGAACAACAGCAUCUACACCUUCACGAUUCCCGCAAGCCUGAAAGCCGGCCAGUAUAUUGUUCGUCAUGAGAUCAUCGCCCUCCAUGGCGCUUGGGAGUACCCUGGCGCGCAGGUCUACCCGUCCUGCAUUCAGGUCGAAGUGACCGGCUCAGGAAGCGCGCUUCCCACGGACUUUGUCUCCUUCCCUGGCGCUUACACGGCGGACACUCCGGGCAUUGUGUUCGAUGCGUACGAUGAUAGCCUCGACUACCCGAUCCCGGGUCCUGCGGUCUGGAGCGGUUGAUAACGUUUUCGCGCUUCCUUCUUGAGGCAAUCGAGGGGUGGGAAGGGUUGUAGGUCCA